This is a messenger RNA of Cladocopium goreaui, 5367 nucleotides long. Lineage: Eukaryota; Dinophyceae; Suessiales; Symbiodiniaceae. The record is from the annotation of a GenBank genome assembly.
AUGCCAUCCGGCAUCUUCCAAGGUUUUUCACAAGCGCUGUCGCAAUUGGUGGCAGAGCACAUGGCGCAAGCUGAAGCAGGCCGGCCUGGGGACUCGGGAGGUGGCGCCGGCGUGGACAAUGUCGACCACUUUCCAGCUGCUAUGAAAGAGUGGAUGGCCAAGCAUGGUCAAGCCCGUGCACUUCUAGAAAUUGCGCCGCCGCCAAUGCCAGAUUUCUUGCAAGCCCCUCCGAGCCAAUGCCAAAACCAAGCAGAAGGGGCCGCAGUGACACACUCCCAAGAAACUCAUGACCCGUCUUCAAUUUUGCAGCUCUGGCAACCAGAUUGGCUACCCCGCCUCUUUGACGAUGUCGGCACGGUCACAGUGGUACAAGACAUGUGUGAAAGACCCGCUACGCUCGCAGAAGAGACCUCGGCUUUCCGUCGAAAAGUUGAUCGAUCCUUUGGAUGGCACGGCAAAGUCUUGAAUGACCAGCAGAAGUCCCAGCGCGCAGCCGCACAAACGACCUUGCAGUCCCUUGCCUCCACAAUUGUCCAUUCAGAUCUACAUGUCACUUGCCUGGUGCCGAGAUUGUUGGCGACGAGCCCCGAUGAUGGCAAGUCUGAGCUGUUGCAAUGCAAGGUCUUCGCUCUGGUGGCCGGCGAACUCUAUCGCAGUCACGGAGGACAACUCUUUGAGUAUUGCAAUGGUGCAUGGGCCCCUGCUUCCCAAGGGCUUUCCUCAGUCAACCUCGAGUUCAUCCUCCAAGCCCUGCGCAGAUCUCAAGCAUACUUUGCCGUCAUGGCCCAGAUGAAGCCCAAAAGGACCUACGAAGACAUCGUGUUCGAGAUCAAAGCUAUCCAGCAAGUGGGUCUGGAGGACGUACUGCUACAGUGGCAACUUCAAGACAUCCUGCCCCGAAAGGCCGAAGUCAAGGCCAGAGAGUGGCUGUAUGGUUUGUCCGAGUUGUGCCGCCAUUUGCGGCAUCAGUUUGACGAGCACUCCAGGACAGGAAACGUCCCACAGACUGACUCCGGGACUAUCGUCAAAUGUUUUCAACGUUGGGGCGAUGAAGAAAUCCGCAGCAAACAGCAGCCCGGGCUAUGCUUCCAAGAUGCUUUCAUUUCUACUGUGGAUGGACAACCGCAGCAACUGCAGAAGGAUGCGCGGCAUGGAUGCUACGUUGCCAUCCCCACGUCCAUCUCGCAGACACCUUCCAUGGACACACGUCGACGCUAUGCCAGCAUUCUCUUGUCUUCCUUUGCAGGCUCGGCUGGCCUUCAAGUCUUACUCAAUCAAUGUGCCCUCGUGGUGGCCCGGGUGAGGCAGCCAGAUGUGCUCCACAUCGUUGUGGGCUGUGGACAUGAUGGGAAGACUUUGAUAUUUGUCGACCACAUGCAAGCUGUGUUUGGCAGCGCUUUCAGCUGCGCCCCGUGCAGUAUGCUGCAAGCGGACCGUGAAUUUCAGGUCCAGGGCGUCAACUUCAUCCAUUCAUCUUUCCUGACUUUCGAUGAAUGCAAAAGAGAUCAGGGAAUCAUGGAGGAUACCGUGAAAGUGUUCGUGGGUGGGGGUUGGCUACCAUUGCGGAGAAACCAUGAAGCAGAAACCAAAUACGGACACUGGGCACAUUCCGCCAAGGUGUGGGCUACGAAUGUCGGAGAUAUCCCGCGGGUGCCCACUGCAGAAGAAGUCUCGCACCAAAGGCGCUUCCGCUGCACCUACAUGCGGUCCAAGUUCACGGCCAUCCAAGAUGAAGUUGAUGUUGCCAACAAAGUCUUCCAAGCAGAUCCCAGUGCCAAAGAGUUCAUGGCCUCUGGCGCCGCUAAACUCAGAGUAGAGUACCUCAAGGAGUCCAUCCUCGAGUUCCCCCAUCUCAUUCGGUCCGUUGAUGGCCAAGUCCGUGCUGGGAAUGCGUUGGACCGCUUCGAACGUCGAUGUUUGAAAGUUGACGCCUGGCAGACUUGCCUCCAAACAUGCUUAGGUGAAGCUCGGGUUGAAGAAAUUGCUGGUACUUGGCAAGAUUGGUCUUGGCCACAAGCUGCAGAAGCUUCACUGGCAGACACCAUGGAUGACCCCACUGGCCUUCCUCGUGGUGACUCUUGGACCAUCUCUUGCAACAUCAACCUUGAAGGAUUGAAGCAGUAUGCUGCAUCCACACUUGGAGAGAAGGGUUUGCACGCCCGACAAGUUGCAGAGAUUUGUGAAAGAGACAACGAGACCGUCGGAGACUUGGUCACUGUGAAGACUACAGGGCAUCAAAAACAAGUGGCAGGUGAAUCGCUCGGACGUGUCUUCUUUCCAUGGGUGAGCUUUCCAACCCUAUCUCGUUCCGCCAGAAGCUACGGCAGCCCACUGGGGACAAAGGAGUUCGACAUGCCCAAUGCUGUGAUCCACUUUGCCCUCAAGUUCGCUGAAGAGUAUGCCAUGGACUUGCCGUGCUUUCGGCGGUAUCACGCUUUCAAAGCUGAAUGGCGCCAAGUGGUGAUGUCUUGGUUCUCCUUCUCAGAGCAUGAUGCCAAAAAGGCGCUCCUCAUGGCCUCUUUUGGCUUUGCAUUUCCAUCUCGCGCGGGCGGUUCACCUGUGGCCUGUCCCUUGUUGGAGGGCCUCGCUGCAGAUGCCAUGAAGUUGCGGGCGGUGCUUUGUCAAAAAUUCCCCUCGGUAGUUCAAGACAUGAAAGCAGCAAAGCGCCCGCGGCCCGAAACUUCCGCCAUGGCUUUCUUGCUUUUUGACAAGGAACACAAAGCAAUGCAGCUGUUCUGCGGCCUCCUGGCCAAACAUGGCUUCGCUCUAGUUGCACCAGUCUUUGACGCAGUGCUUGCUGUCCCGCAAGCGAAUCUGAGCAUGCCAGGUGAAGAAGUAGAUUCAGCAGCAAGUGAACAGGCUUUGCUGGAAGAUUUCCACAGUCAGACUGGAAUCAUGAUGCAGGUCAAACCACUGGACAGAAGCCCGCCCAUGCUCACAGUGCAGCAAAUCCUGGAAUCCAUUUUGGAAAACAAUGCUGGGAUCAGGAUGGGCGCGAUCCAUCACAUUCCUGGGUGUUACUCCUGUAUCGGCACUGCUCUCUUGAAUUUGUUCCCCGAGGAGGCUGACCCUUUGAAGGCCGCAACAUCCAACUUGCCAGAGCCUAUGUCCUACCAGCACAUGAUGCAGCUUUGUCCUCAAUUUUCCAUAGAGCCUGUGUCCUUGUCUCAAGCAGAGCAGUGCGGCGAUGGAAUGUGUUUCUUGCUACAUGCAUCGAGCUCAUCAGCCAAGGAUUGUGGCCAUGCAUACGGACUGAAGCUGGUCCAGGAAGCUGCUCACAUUUACAGCUCCGCCGAGGAAGAAUGCAUCCAAACCAAUGCAAAAAAGUUGUGGAAGCACUUGUCGAAAGCUCACGGGACGCAGGUUUUCCAAGUCAAUGUGCUCUCCGCAGACGAUCGCGCGGCCAAGAGGAGGAGAAAGGAAGCACCUUCGACUUGCCUGGAAGUCCAACUGAAAGCAGGAAUGGAGGCCGAGGAGGGCUGGAGCUCCGUGGCGCCACAAGUUCGGCCCAAGGGUCGGAGAGUUUGUGUCCUCUCGUAUUCUGAUCGCAUGUAUAAAGUAUCAUGCAUAUACCCCUGCGAGGCUUUGAGUCCUUUGGCUGCGCGUCCUGCCGGCACGGACACCCUGCUUUCCCAAGCUGCCAUGUGCAUGCGAGAUUGGGUCUCUUUGGACGCAGCUUCCCUUCACUUUGUGUCGAAGCAGAAUACGGUCGACAUGGCUUUGCUUCUGACCCGCGCUGGGCCGAAGUAUGUCCUCAAGCAGCAUACAGCCCAGGCACUCCGAAUCAACAAGAUGCUCUACAUUAGCAAUGACUUUGCGGACUUGGUGUUGGCCAAAGCCAUCAAGCACAGAGGCAAGAUCCACAGCAUGUUCAAUGACAUCACUACUGAGUGGGUUUGUCAAGGUAGUCCUUGUGCUUGGCUUGGGUGUCGCCGAGGGGACACACGCCAGGCCGUCUUUGAGCAGGUCAUGGCUUUGAAGCCUGUGCAGGCCCUGCGAACUGCUUUGAUAGCAACUGCCACCGUGCAUGCGGAGUGGGUGGUUUGCAGUCAUGAUGCGACCUACCAAGUCCUUUUCAGCGCCAUCGGACAAAUGCCCAUGCAGCAGAAAGAAGGAGAAUUCCAUGCUUUGCAUACCUUCCUUGGCCGGUCUGGAGCUGUCCCUGGUUUCAGCCUCCAGCGCACAGAAGGUCCGGAUAGUUUCCGCUCUGCUGUAGCCCAGGUGCUCCCACAUGAUGCCCGCAUGACAGUGAAGUAUAUGUUCUCUGACAAUCCUGCUUCCGUGGAAGGUUCCACUGAUGUCUUGCCAAACCUGGAAGCUGUUGCAGAAGAUGCCUUGCACUUGGUGUUGCGAGUGGAAGCUUGCACUGGUGAGAAGCGGACGGCCUUGUCAUCGAACCUACUCCGGAUUAUGCUGCGCUUUCGCUUGCCAUGUGCUGGAUCCUUCUUCCAUGGUGGCACUGAUGGAGAUGAUGAGCAUGAUGCAGGACAGUGGUCAGAUGGAGUUGCCAAAGAUGGUGUGCCAGCGGACUGGGAUUGGGAUGCCCGGGUGACAAAGCCGUACUCCGGCCACCAGGAAUUCAUCAAUGACAUCGAAGUGCUUUGUGCCCAACACUUGGACCAAAUGAAGCGAAAGGAUAAGAAGGGGCGUACAAUCCAGCAGGUCUUGAAAGCCGGCACGUCUUACACGCACUUCAGGUACCUGUGGAACGGUUCCCACAUCAUAGCAGCCCUUCACCAAGCCAUGCCCCCGAAGGAAGUGGAGCUCCUUAGCUUUGGCACGUGCAGCAAUGAGGCUUUGCACUUUCAGCUCAAAGUCUGUCAAGAGCAAAUCAUCCAGCAGCACAUCCAAACAUUUCCUCCGCAGUUGGAAGCAUUUAGCUUAGCAAAGCUCUUGGCGCAUCAUUCGGCCGCUUACUCUCCAACCUUGGCACAAAGAAAAGAAUCUGAGAUCUUAAGCCUCAUGCAAGGUUGGCUGACCAAAGGCUUUCUCCCGCCGCUUGAAGAGGGGCGCAUCCAGCCAACACUUUCCAGAGAGGACUUGCGCAGACCUGUGCAUCAAUUGGACCCGCAGAAGGUGGCCAUCAGAAAGGACAAGGCAAGGGAGAAAGCAAAGCAAUGGAGCAAGGAAGUCCAGAACAGGAAGCUCAAGCAUCCGCAAAGCCGUCUGCAAAAGCCCGUCUGCAAACGCACCGUCUUUACCCAGAAGAAGCUUCUUGACUGCAAACAUCCACAUGUAGGCUUUGUUGCGCAAGCUGAGCAACAAUUAGUGCAUGGUACACAUGCGGCAGAUCAAAGUUCUGUAGCGCUACAACACCCAACGAUGGUCAAACUUAGGGCUUUGUCCAACCAGCUAUUUCUCCUCUGA